AUGAACCCACGUGUAGAACUGGUUGAAGGCUCGCCACCUUACCUGCACACCCGCUACCUCAGCUCUGAGCAACAGGAGCACUGUUUUAAGAACCCGACUUACGCCACGCUCCUCACCGAGCUCAGAGCUCUCCGAGAAGAGAUCCAAGAGUCGCGAAUUGAGUAUGAAGUCGGCUUGCGUACUCAUCGACUGAACAAGCGCCAUCGGGAGACUCGGAAGCACGACCUUCGAGUCGCUGAGGAUCAUUUCAGGUCGGCAGACGACGCGCUGGCCAUGCUUGCUGAAGCUCUUGUCGUGGGUCCGGUCUUUCAGAUAAGCGAUGAGGUGAUGAUGGUGGAUGGGAACUGGAUGUGGCAGUUGCCAGGGCCGGAGCUGAGGAUGCAAAGAGAUAUGGCUAAUGUAUAG
This is a messenger RNA of Recurvomyces mirabilis, 405 nucleotides long. RefSeq lists its product as uncharacterized. The transcript has a single exon. The coding region runs from base 1 to 405 and encodes 134 amino acids. The record is from RefSeq and is a predicted model, not a curated record. NCBI's taxonomy places the organism in Eukaryota, Fungi, Ascomycota, Dothideomycetes, Mycosphaerellales, Teratosphaeriaceae.